Messenger RNA from Microplitis mediator, 4289 nucleotides. RefSeq lists its product as uncharacterized. The record is from RefSeq and is a predicted model, not a curated record. The transcript has 3 exons. NCBI's taxonomy places the organism in Eukaryota, Metazoa, Arthropoda, Insecta, Hymenoptera, Braconidae. Bases 301 to 1761 code for a protein of 486 amino acids.
AUUUAAGUUUCAUUUAUAUUCAAAAAAAUUGUUUUUAUUUUUUUAAUACAAAAUUAAAUAUUUAAAAUUUUGAAUUUUAUUUUUAACUGAUUGUAAAUAAAUAAUAUUUUAAAAACAAUUUAUCAAGUUCAUUAAACUUUAUAUACAUAAAUAUAUAAUUAUAUUUAUAUAUAUGUGGAGUAUAGUAUCGUGAUUAUUUUGUUCUGAUGUUCUGUGAUUUAACUGAAGUAAUUAAUUUUUAAAAUAAAUUUAUAUUUAUAAUUAAUUGAAUAUUUAAAAUUUUAAGGAAAAUAUAAAACUAUGGACAGUUAUGCAGAACUUUGUGGAUUUAUGGACGCUAAAUUACCUGGUAACUUGAUGAGAAAAAGGUCAUUUGUUUCGUGGAAAACUUGGCGUCGACAUUGGUGCACUGUACGUAAAUUAGGACUUGGUCUAGGUGCUGAAGUACAACUGGAGCGUGGUCUUACUAUUGAUGGUUUGAAUGCAUACCGGAAUACUAUUAAAAUUCCAUCGGAUUCAGUGAUAUGCCGUACAGAGUCGAGAACGAAAUCGUUUGCGUUUGGCAUUUUUCCUGCAAAAGAAAGAAAACCGCUGCUUUAUUUAAGUGGAAUGUCUGAAUCAGAAACCCAGAGGUGGAUGGCUAAUAUUAGAGAAUUAUUGAAACCUCGAAGAUAUCGUUUUGUUGAAGGAACUUUCAAUAUUUCGAUGGUUGAUAACACGCAUUCAAGAUCAUCUGGUUUAACUGGUCUACAUGGAGACUUGGUCGCCAGUCGUUGCGGUAUUUUCAUAAAAGACGUUCAUACUGGAAAUAUAAUCGAGCAUUUAGAGUGGACUGAAAUGAACCAAUUUAAUUUAUCAACAAUUGGUCACCCAGAUGACGUUAAACGAAUUUGUGUUAUUCAUACAACCAAAUCAUUUCGCGGUGGUAUUGGUGAACUGAAUAUAUUUUGUUUAAAUGCAAGUCAAUUAUUACAGAGUUUAGUAAAACAAGGCCGUGAGCCUCGACAACACAGCAAUAAAAUUGAAAUAAUUCGACCUUUAAGUUUAAGCGAAGGUGACUUAAGAUUUACAAAUGACAAUGAGUUGGGAAAUUUGACUAUUAAUAGUAAAGUUGUCUCAAGUCUUGCUAAUGCUGAACUUUUAUUAUUAAAACCAAGGUUGGAACGUGAGGGAAAGUUUGUGUUUAAUGAGAUUAGUGAUUCUGGUAAAACAUUCAGAAAAAUAAACGAGGAUACAAUAGAUUAUUACAUAAGAGCAGUUGACAAUGUUUACGAGACAGAGCCUGCUAAUUUAUCAAAUAUCAGUGCCAGUUUAGAAGAACUCGAGGAACCUUUACACAAAAGAGUGUCUAAUUUAUCAGUAGCUUCGGGUAUUUACGAAGAAAUUGUUGAGACUAAUUAUGAUAAUAAACUUAGCAUGGAUAGUUUACAUGUUUAUGAAAAUCUUAGUGACAUUAAAUUUAAUUAUUAUAACAAAAGUCGUAUUCCACCUCCACUGCCGCCACGAAUACGUUGUGGUUCAGACUCUUCUAAAAGUGGGAUAUUUAGUGACGACGAGUUACAUCAUGAGGAAAAUUUUAAAUCAUUGACAUCAAGUGACAUAACGGGAUCUCCUCAGCAAAAAAUUUUAAUGCCAAUUAACACGACCUCCGAACACUCUGAUUAUGUUCCAAUGUCUCCGAGGCCCAAAGACAUUGUUGUAGAACAGGAAAACAAAAAAAUUGUCUCUCAUGAAGAAGACAUUUAUAUGGUCAUGCGAUAAAAUAUAUAGAAAAUUUUAUAAAUACGCUAAUUCGCUUUGUUACGUUUAAAAAAAAAAUUGUAUUAUUAUUAUUAUUAUUAUGGCCUCCGUGAUAAUUAUUUCAAUUGGCCUAUUUUUUAUGGUAAAAGUUAUAGUGCCAAGUAUAGUAAAUUUUUUUUUGAAUAUUUAAAAAAAUAUAAGUAAAGAAAAUUAAUUUUCGUAAAUUAUCUAAAGUUUACGAUUUACCAAAUAUUUAUAUUUAUUAAAUGAAUUUUAUGGCAAUUUUGCAAAAAGUAUUUAAAUUUCUACCGCUCAAAUUAUUAUAUAUACAUACAAAUAUAUAAAAUAAUAUCUCAUAUCAUUCAGGAAAAUGAAGUACAAAUAUUUCUAAAUAAAAAAUUCUUCAAAUUUAUAUUUUUUUUUUCUUUAAUCGAAGAUUUUACUUUAAAAUUCCAAAUUAUAUAUAAAAAAAAAGUUAUACAUAUCAAUAUCCCAAGUAGUACACUUGGCUUUGCGACUAAGACAGCAAAUAAAAUCUGUGUCGGCAUAUCGAUAAGGGCGCGAAAUACUGAUAAGAUAAUGAAAAUUGAUGACGUCAUGGCACGAAAACCGGCUGAAAGUAAAUUAUAAAUAUUUACCAAAUAAGUAAUCUGUAGAACUUGUCAAUUAGAUAAACUUUUAUGAACAUGAGAAAUUAAUCUAAUUUAUGUUAGGUGUUUUUCAUAAAAAAUAUAUCUACAAGUCGGCAAUAUGAAAUAUAAUCGUCUUUAUAGUUUAAUUAUUUUUUUUUAACUUAUGUCACAUGACUAAAAAGAACGAAAAUUUUCUACGACUCCAAGACCAACAUUUAUAUGUCUGAUAUAUUUUAAAAAAAAAUUGGCUUUGAGGAAUACCUCAGAUACAGAAUAAUCUUGUAGCAAUCUUGCCCAAGCCUGGUCACAAGUACACUAGUUGUCUAUGUUUUUAUGGUGUGCCGUCAACUGAUCCCAACAAUUUUAUACCACAAGUGAUCCCUACAAAUUGAUCCCAUUGACAUCUGAUCCCAUCAACAAUUGAUCGUUAAUUGAUUUUUAUCAACAACUAAUUUGUGUUUACAACAGUGAAUUUUAAUUACUCAUGUCAUAGUAAUUAAUUAAUAAUUGAUUAUUUUAUAAAUUCGUCAGUGGGGUCAGUUGUCUGUGGGAUCAAUUAUCGUGUGAUUACUUGCCGGGGAUCAGUUGUCAUGGAACCAAAAUUGUGUACUUCAAGAAGCGCGCAAGAAUAUUGAAUAUAUCUUGCUCAAGGUGCAUUGGUACAGUGACUUGAGCUAAUCUUGUGCCAGAUUUGCUCGAGAAGUGUCAUAUUAUCCUGGGGUAGGAGUGAGAUAUAUUAAUGAUAAAAUAUGACGCUGAAGCAGAUCUAGCCAAGAUAUGCGUUAAUGUCUGCAAGUAAUUUCUGGUACAAAAUACGCGUAAAUAACUUUACUAACACAUGAGCAAGACAUCUUCAAUAUUUUUUUGUUCAAUAUCAUGUGCAAGUCCUACAAAAUCUCGUCUUAGAAUCUUGCAUUAAUUAGGGUGGCCACAAAGAAAUGAUUUAAAAAUUCCCUAUUUCCCGGUUUUUCUAGUAAAGUUUUUCACAUUUUUCCCUGAUUCAGAAAUUUUAUUGGUAUCAUUAAGAUAUUCAAAGUUUCCAUUAUAUUUUCAGUGUCGAUAAUUAAAUUUGGUGAUUAAAUCAUAAGAGAAAUAAAAAAAAAGUCAAUAAAAUAAAUUAAUAUGGUCUACUUUAGAUUAUUCGAUGUUGAAAUAUUUAAUAAGAAAUUUUAUGAUUAAAAUAAAUUCAAAAUACACAGUCACAAAAAUUAAGGGAUAUUAAAAAAAUUUCAAAUUUUUAAGUGAUUUUCCCCAGGUUGUAACUCGAAGAAAUUUAUUCAAGCCCAGAGACCAUUUUUAGACGAGCAAGAAUUUGGAAAAUUUUUUUUUCGAUGGUUUUCUUAGGAUUACUCUAGGACCAUGCAUAGUAAAAAAUUUUAAGACCACAUCAGAAAACUAGACUCUUGAAGCUACAAUUUGUCUUUUUUGUUUUUGUUGUACGACAAUUUUCUCUCGAGUUACAACCCGUAGAAGAUCACUUAAAAAUUUGAGAUUUUUUUAAUAUCCCUUAAUUUUUUUGACUGGUGUAUUAUUGAAAAAUUUAAAAUUUAUAACUGUCGCAAUUAAAUUCCCGGAUACUUUUCGAAAUCCUCUGACAUUUCCCGGUAGCAUUAAAUUUCCAAUAUUCCCAGUUUGGGGCCACUCUGAUUAAUAUCUUGCGAUCAAUUGAUAGGUAUAUAAAGUCGUAGACACCCAGUGGUCUUUCCCUAGAUAUUUUCAUAAAAAUACUACAAGUCCACUACUAAAUUGUCUUCUAUACGUUAUUUUGGGCAAGUCCAUGUAGUACCUAUCAAGAGAUUGCGAUCAGUGUCUUGACCAGCAACUUUUGAUGGAAAUUGUUUCAUGGGAAAAUCAACGGUCUUUUUUAAGACGCCUUUAUGACAUCUCGAAAGUGUGUCUGUGCUACUUGGGUAUAUU